CUGACACGUAGUGCCAGCCUAUCAGAGAAGGAGUUGAAGGAGGCGAGGGUGAGGUCACAGAUCAUCGCGGCCCAGCUGACCGUCCCGUCUGGCUGCUCCAACUCCCGCGGCGUCCAGCUCUUCAACCGCCGCAAGAAGAGGGUCAACGCCUUCACGCUAGAGAGCUGCGGGGAAAGAACGAGGGAAGUGGAGAGAGAGGAGAGAGACGGAGAUACCAGGAACAACAACCUGCCAUGGGAGGAGGAGAAGGAGGGUCCUAGUGAGGGGACAGAGACAGACGGACAACUGAACUGGAAGAACAGCAGCGGGAUAAAACCACCACUCUGGUCGCCACCCUCUGGAAGUGAGGUCACAGGAAGUGACAUCAUGGAGGACCCAGGUGACGAGCACAUCUAUGAGGAAGUGGAUACAGUGAUACAGGAGAGACACUUCCAGCCGGUGAACGAGAGACAAGGGGAGGAGGAAGAGAGGAGUGGAGAGAGAGAAAGAGAGGAGAUAUAUGAGGAUAUUGAGGGUGAAGUAAAGGAUGAGAUUAUACCAGUAAAUGACAACAACACUGGUCCAGCUCCCCCUGAGACCCGUAAUGGCUUCCACAGCACCCAGGGCUCUGCUGGAGAGAUCCAGAAUGGCGGGCGAGUUUCUAUGUCCCUGUCCAGACAGACCCCCACCAUCGUCAACCGGACAGCCAGACCCUUCUUCUCCCCACCCACCGUACAUCCCAAGUCCCCAGAGGCAAGGAGUCCCGUCAUGGAUAACAACAUACCCCCAGCCCCCUCCUAUCCUACCCCCACCCUUCCCCCAGCUCCCUCCUACUCCACUCCCCCUCUGCCUCCUUUCACCGCCACUCGCCCUGUAGUCUUCUCUCCUCCUCCCCCUCCUCCCUCAUACCCCAUGCCUCCUCUCCCAGCCUUCCCCAUCCAUCCUCCUCCUCCCUCCCAGUCUCUCUCCAGUCCUCCCCCCAUGUCUACCGUCAUGUUUCCUAGGUCUACACCCGUCCCCCAGUACAACCCUCCUCCUACAGCUGCCCCAGUGCCCCAGUAUCUACCCCCCAACCCUCCUGUCACCCGAUACAUCCCUCCUCCAACCUCCCCUAGACCCAACACCUUUGUCCCCUUCACCCCUCAGCCUAUUGGCCAACAGAACCAGCAGCAGCCAAUCAAAACGGGCAUCCUGGAGGAAGGGGCGGCGGCCAUCAGACGAUCGUCGACAGCCAGGAAGUCCAUGUUCACCUUUAAGGAGAAGCAUGUCAUGGCACCCAACCCUGAACUCCUCUCCCUGGUCCAGGGGAAUGAUGAUAGGAAGAAGCACGGCCUCCGCUCCGUUCCCGACCCAGCCCCAGAGGAGGAGCUGCUGGCUCUGGGGGCCGAGGCCUCUAACUUCCUAGCGAGGGAGGAGGUGAAGGCGGAGGCUGCCAAGGUGCCGGAGUGGUCCUCCUGUCUCAAGAGCUCCAGGACCAGGGAGCCCAGAGGGCAGCACCAGCCAGAGCAGAACCUGACCAACGCAUCAGGGAAGGGGGCCGAGCUGUUCGCGAAACGCCAGUCCAGGAUGCAGAAGUACGUAGUGGAGAAUCAGAAUGUCUCCGGUGGUGGAGGUGGUCAGAUGAGGUCUCCGUCUCCCACCGUGUCUCUGCCGCCGUCUUGGGUCUACCCAUCUAAUAUGCCUGGCCGGGUCAAAGCUAUCGCUAACAACACUGACCUCAGCGCCAGGCUGACCCAGACCCUCCAGACCCCUCAGUCUGGGAACAGGAGGCCUAGCCAGCAGGCUCCAACCCCGGCCCCGGUCCCCGAGGAACCACCCCUGGAGAACGGCUGCACCAAGAUAGAGAUGGAACUCUCCAGGCACCAGCCCUACCAGCUCAACUCCUCCCUGUUCAUCUUCAACCCAGUCCAGGACUCUACAGGCACCCUGCUGAGCGCUCUGCCCCGGGGGGCCCCGCCACCACCCAAACCCCUGGUCUCAGCUGAGGCCUACUCCAGGCAGGCCUCCGUGCCCUCCUCCAACCCUCCAUCACACAACUACAACAGCCUGCCCCACUUCAGGCCUACCCUGUCCCCAUCACUUCAGCCCCCAUCAGGAGGAAUUGGAGGUGGGGAUUACUAUCCUCCACAACACGGGGGGACUCCACAGCUGAGGGACCCCAGGAUCACCUCUCCUGUCUCUGCCUUCUCUCCGGAGAGAGUGGCCUCUCCUCGGUCGGGCGUCCAGGCACCCAGACCCACCUUCUCUGCCAAGAGGGCAGGGAUCGAACCCCAGGUGUGGAGGCCUUCUUUCUUCUUCUACCGAUAGAUCUACUCUUUAACUGUGUUAACACGACCAAAGUACAACAGAUAGACAGACAGGAAGAGCCUUAUGUUACUAUAUUGCACGCAUUAGAUUUUUUUGGAUACCUAAGGUUAGACGUCACUGUUUAUGUUAUUUCACAGUACAAAGCUCAGCAUAGAUUAUUUCUCUACACCUAAAGCCAAAGUCUUUGGUUGGAGUUCCUUGUGGAAUCUUGAUUUCAUGGUUUGAAUUUAUGCUGCUUCAUUAGUGGUUAAAGAAAACAAGUCUGCUAUGCAACUGACAAACACCCUCUGUAUGCUAUAGUUUCAGAGCUCAAAUCCCAAAAAUCUAAGGAACAUUAUUUAAUGUCGGUUAACAGGGGAAUAGUUGCCAAAUAGUACCAAAUAUAAACACCACUGAGUGCACUUGAGCGUUGAAAAAGCCCCAUAUUCUGUCAGCUCCUAAAGCACUUUGGGAUGAGAAAUCGGUUCACACCCUUUCCAGUGUUUUUCCCCUUGAAGUCUCCAGAAAGACUUGAGAGAGAGAGAGAAGAGAGAGAGGAAGAGAGUGGGAGAGAGAGAGAAGAGAGAGAGGAAGAGAGUGGGAGAGGAAGAGAGUGGGAGAGAGAGAGAAGAGAGAGAGGAAGAGAGUGGGAGAGAGAGAGAAGAGAGAGCGAGAAGAGAGAGAGAGAGGAAGAGAGUGGGAGAGAGGAAGAGAGUGGGAGAGAGAGAAGAGAGAGAGAGAGAGAGAGAAGAGAGUGGGAGAGAGAGAGAAGAUAGAGUGGGAGAGAGAAAGAAGAGAGAGAGAGGAAGAGAAUAGCAGAGACCAACAAAGAAAAGAGACACAAAGCCCUUUAACAGAUGCUCUGGCAUCUAUUUUAUGAUCUAUGAUUUUGUAAUUGAGUACAAGCUUACAGACAUGAAAGUAUCAGGCAGGGAACUCCCUUAAUGUCUCUGUCUCUACAGGGGAAUAUAGACUGACUACUGUUUGAAAUGGCGCCCUAUUCCCUUGAUAGUGCACUACCAGGGCCCAUAGGGCUCUGGUCAAAAGUAGUGCACUACAUAGGAAAUAGGGUGCAAUUUGGGAUGCAUCCCUAGACUUCUAUUUCUCAGUUUCUCUGCCCUUAGACGAGAACUACCAAAUUAUAUACUACUACCACUGUCCUGUGAGCCCUGGCUCUGAGGCCAUUGAUGUCAGUCAUUUACAGACUGCUGCAUGCCGUUUGACGUAAUGUAACUUAAAUGGUUUUACGACCCCGACUGAGCAAUAAUUUCAGGUGAAGUGUUUAUACAUAGAACAACAUAGAAUGAAAAUAUAACUCAAAGAGUGUUUUCAGAUUUACGAUGUUGAUCACUAAAACCAAAUAGGGGAGGCUCAAAAACAUACAAGUGUUUGGAGCUAGUGGUCAAUAAUAACAAUGAAACGUUUCCUAAUUUCUUUUUAUCUCUGACGCACUCAUUUCUGAUUCGUAGAAACAACAAUAUAGAAUACAAAUAUCUUUAGAGUGUUUUCAGAUUCACAUUGUUGAUCACUAAACCAGCUAGCUGACAACAAGGACUAUGGUUUCUCUGUUUCUCUAUUCAUUUAUGCACUGAUUUCUGUUUCUGUAUCUAUAAACUUCUCUGUUUCUGUUUCUCUCCUGAUUAAAGCUUUAUCCUUUCUCUUUCCUUUCCUUCUUGUCUUCUGUUUCUUCCUGCUGUUUUCCACUCAUCUACCUUUAUAACGCGUUCUGUUCUUUAGCUGCCCUGACUUUUCCAUAAUGCUUUUCUAUUGCCAUAGUUUGCUGAAGCAUAUAGUACAUUGACCAAAUGUAUAUCUCUGCAGGGAAACAUUUGAAAGUAGUUAAUAGACACAGAACAAAUGUAUAUUCCUGAAGGCUAACACCCAGUUUAAAACUCAAAGAGCCGGCAGAGUGUACAACAGCUUGCAUCAAUGCAAAACCAACAAUCAGCCUUUUUAAGAAGUAACAGUUUUAAAAGAUUCUCCCUGAAGGGAAAGAAAACACCCUGUACAAUAGGAGUGAUCACACUGAAUUCCACAACCUGGUUUUUGUGAAGGAAGGGUCUUAGCUUUCUAAAACCCCCCGAGGGUUAAAAGCAUUCAGACAAAUGGUUUGACCCAUGGCCCCUACAUUCAAAAGAAUGGUAUGACCCACUGGCCUUUCUUGUCUGGCAUGAAAACACUCCAGGCUCAAGGUACAAGUUACCCUUAGGGCCUAGGUAGGUACAGAUCCAGGAUCAGCCUACUCUUUCCAAAUCCUAACCUUCACCAUUAUGGAGUAGAACGCAAUCUGUCAAAACUGACCUUAGAUCAGUCUAUCCUGUCUAUACACACCAUUCACAAACAUUACCAGUCAAAGGUUUGGACACACCUUCUCAUUCAAAGGUUUUUCUUUAUUUUUACUAUUUUCUACAUUGUAGAAUAAGGGUGAAGACAUCAAAACUAUGAAAUAACACAUAUGGAAUCAUGUAGUAACCAAAAAAGUGUUAAACAAAUCAAAAUAUAUUUUAUAUUUGAGAUUCUUCAAAUAGCCAACCUUUGCAUUGAUGACAGCUUUGCACAAUCUUGGCAUUCUCUCAACCAGCUUCAUGAGGUAGUCACCUGGAAUGCAUUUCAAUUAACAGGUGUGCCUUCUUAAAAGUUAAUUUGUAGAAUUUCUUUCCUUCUUAAUGCGUUUGAGCCAAUCAGUUGUGUUGUGACAAGGUAGGGGGGGUAUACAGAAGAUAGCCCUAUUUGGUAAAAGACCAAGUCCAUAUUAUGGCAAGAACAGCUCAAAUAAGCAAAGCGAAACGACAGUCCAUCAUUACUUUAAGACAUGAAGGUCAGUCAAUACGGACCAUUUCAAGAACUUUGAAAGUUUCUUCAAGUGCAGUCGCAAAAACCACCAAGUGCUAUGAUGAAACUGGCUCUCUUGAGGACCGCCACAGGAAUGGAAGACCCAGAGUUACCUCUGCUGCAGAGGAUACGUUCAUUAGAGUUACCAGCCUCAGAAAUUGCAGUCCAAAUAAAUGCUUCACAGAGUUCAAGUAACGGACACAUCUCAACAUCAUCUGUUCAGAGGGGACUGUGUGAAUCAGGCCUUCAUGGUCCAAUUGCUGCAAAGAAACUACUACUAAAGGACACCAAUAAUAAGAAGAGACCAGCUUGGGCCAAGAAACACGAGCAAUGAACAUUAGACCGGUGGAAAUUUGUCCUUUGGUCUGGAGUCCAAAUUGGAGAUUUUUGGUUCAAACCGCCGUGUCUUUGUGAGACGCGGUGUGGGUGAACGGAUGAUCUCCGCAUGUGUAGUUCCCACUGUAAAGCAUGGAGGAGGAGGUGUUAUGGUGUGGGGGUGCUUUGCUGGUGACACUGUCUGUGAUUUAUUUAGAAUUCAAGGCACACUUAAUCAGCAUGGCUACCACAGCAUUCUGCAGCGAUAUGCCAUCCCAUCUGGUUUGGACUAUCAUUUGUUUUUCAACAGGACAAUGACCCAACACACCUCCAGGCUGUGGAAGGGCUAUUUUACCAAGAAGGAGAGUGAUGGAGUGCUGCAUCAGAUGACUUGGCCUCAAUCCCCCGACCUCAACCCAAUUGAGAUGGUUUGGGAUGAGUCGGACGGCAGAGUGAAGGAAAAGCAGCCAACAAGUGCUCAGCAUAUGUGGGAACUCCUUUAAGACAGUUGGAAAAGCAUUCUAGGAGAAGCUGGUUGAGAGAAUGCCAAGAGUGUGCAAAGCUGUCAUCAAGGCAAAGGGUGGCUAUUUGAAGAAUCUCAAAUAUAAAAUAUAUUUUGAUUUGAUUAACACUUUUUUGGUUACUACAUUACAUUUACAUUUACAUUAUUUAGCAGACACUCUUAUCCAGAGCGACUUACAUUUACAUUUUACAUUUUCGUCAUUUAGCAGACGCUCUUAUCCAGAGCGACUUACAAAUUGGUGCAUUCACCUUAUGAUAGCCAGUGGGACAACCACUUUACAAUUUUUUUAUUUGUAUUUUUAUUAAUUUUUUUGGGUUGGGAUAAGGGGGGGGGGGGGGGGGGGGGGGUAGAAUGAUUACUUUUUCCUAUCCCAGGUAUUCCUUAAAGAGGUGGGGUUUCAAGUGUCUCCGGAAGGUGGUGAGUGACUCCGCUGUCCUGGCGUCGUGAGGGAGCUUGUUCCACCAUUGGGGUGCCAGAGCAGCGAACAGUUUUGACUGGGUUGAGUGGGAACUGUGCUUCCGAAGAGGUAGGGGGGCCAGCAGGCCAGAGGUGGAUGAACGCAAUGCCCUCAUUUGGGUGUAGGGACUGAUCAGAGCCUGAAGGUAUGGAGGUGCCGUUCCCCUCACAGCUCCGUAGGCAAGCACCAUGGUCUUGUAGCAGAUGCAAGCUUCAACUGGAAGCCAGUGGAGUGUGCGGAGGAGCGGGGUGACGUGAGAGAACUUGGGAAGGUUGAACACCAGACGGGCUGCGGCGUUCUAGAUGAGUUGUAGGGGUUUAAUGGCACAUACAGGGAGCCCAGCCAACAGCGAGUUGCAGUAAUCCAGACGGGAGAUGACAAGUGCCUGGAUUAGGCCCUGUGCCGCUUCCUGUGUAAGGCAGGGUCGUACUCUGCGAAUGUUGUAGAUCAUGAACCUACAGGAUCGGGUCACCGCCUUGAUGUUAGCGGAGAACGACAGGGUGUUGUCCAGGGGCACGCCAAGGCUCUUCGCACUCUGGGAGGAGGACACAAUGGAGUUGUCAACCGUUAUGGCGAGAUCAUGGAACGGGCAGUCCUUCCCCGGGAGGAAGAGCAGCUCCGUCUUGCCGAGGAUCAGCUUGAGGUGGUGAUCCGUCAUCCACACUGAUAUGUCUGCCAGACAUGCAGAGAUGCGAUUCGCCACCUGGUUAUCAGAAGGGGGAAAGGAGAAGAUUAAUUGUGUGCCGUCUGCGUAGCAAUGAUAGGAGAGGCCAUGUGAGGAUAUGACAGAGCCAAGUGACUUGGUGUAUAGCGAGAAUAGGAGAGGGCCUAGAACUGAGCCCUGGGGGACACCAGUGGUGAGAGCACGGGGUGCGGAGACAGCUUCUCGCCACGCCACCUGGUAGGAGUGACCUGUCAGAGAGGGUGGAGAGGAGGAUCUGAUGGUUCACAGUAUCAAAGGCAGCAGAUAGGUCUAGAAGGACGAGAGCAGAGGAGAGAGAGUUAGCUUUAGCAGUGCGGAGAGCCUCCGUGACACAGAGAAGAGCAGUCUCAGUUGAAUGACCAGUCUUGAAACCUGACUGGUUUGGAUCAAGAAGGUAAUUCUGAGAGAGAUAGCAAGAGAGUUGGCUAAAGACGGCACCCUCAAGAAUUUUGGAGAGAAAAGAAAGAAGGGAUACUGGUCUGUAGUUGUUGACAUCGGAGGGAUCGAGUGUAGGUUUUUUGAGAAGGUGUGCAACUCUCGCUCUCUUGAAGACGGAAGGGACAUGGCCAGCGGUCAAGGAUGAGUUGAUGAGGGAGGUGAGGUAAGGGAGAAGGUCUCCGGAAAUGGUCUGGAGAAGAGAGGAGGGGAUAGGGUCAAGCGGGCAUGUUGUUGGGCGGCCGGCCGUCACAAGUCGCAAGAUUUCAUCUGGAGAGAGAGGGGAGAAAGAAGUCAAAGCAUAGGGUAGGGCAGUGUGAGCAGGACCAGCAGUGUCAUUUGACUUAACAAACGAGGAUCGGAUGUCGUCAACCUUAUUUUCAAAAUGGUUGACGAAGUCAUCCACAGAGAGGGAGGAGGGGGGGAGGGGGAGGAGGAUUCAGCAGGGAGGAGAAGGUGGCAAAGAGCUUCCUAGGGUUAGAGGCAGAUGCUUGGAAUUUAGAGUGGUAGAAAGUGGCUUUAGCAGCAGAAACAGAGGAAGAAAAUGUAGAGAGGAGGGAGUGAAAAGAGACCAGGUCCGCAGGGAGUCUAGUUUUCCUCCAUUUCCGCUCGGCUGCCCGGAGCCCUGUUCUGUGAGUUCGCAAUGAGUCGUCAAGCCACGGAGCAGGAGGGGAGGACCGAGCCGGCCGGAAGGAUAGGGGACAUAGAGAGUCAAAGGAUGCAGAAAGGGAGGAGAGGAGGGUUGAGGAGGCAGAAUCGGGAGAUUGGAGGGAGAAGGAUUGAGCAGAGGGAAGAGAUGAUAGGAUGGAAGAGGAGAGAGUAGCGGGAGAGAGAGAGCGAAGGUUGCAACGGCGCAUUACCAUCUGAGUAGGGGCAGAGUGAGUAGUGUUGGAGGAGAGCGAGAGAGAAAAGGAUACAAAGUAGUGGUCGGAGACUUGGAGGGGAGUUGCAGUGAGAUUAGUAGAAGAACAGCAUCUAGUAAAGAUGAGGUCAAGCGUAUUGCCUGCCUUGUGAGUAGGGGGGGACGGUGAGAGGGUGAGGUCAAAAGAGGAGAGGAGUGGAAAGAAGGAGGCAGAGAGAAAUGAGUCAAAGGUAGACGUUGGGAGGUUAAAGUCACCCAGAACUGUGAGGGGUGAGCCAUCCUCAGGAAAGGAACUUAUCAAGGCGUCAAGCUCAUUGAUGAACUCUCCAAGGGAACCUGGAGGGUGAUAAAUGAUAAGGAUGUUAACCUUGAAUGGGCUAGUGACUGUGACAGCAUGGAAUUCAAAUGAGGAGAUAGACAGAUGGGUCAGGGGAGAAAGAGAGAAUGUCCACUUGGGAGAGAUGAGGAUUCCUGUGCCACCACCCCGCUGACCAGAUGCUCUCGGGGUAUGCGAGAACACAUGGUCAGACGAGGAGAGAGCAGUAGGAGUAGCAGUGUUUUCUGUGGUAAUCCAUGUUUCCGUCAGCGCCAAGAAGUCGAGGGACUGGAGGGUAGCAUAGGCUGAGAUGAACUCUGCCUUGUUAGCCGCAGAACGGCAGUUCCAGAGGCUGCCGGAGACCUGGAACUCCACGUGGGUUGUGCGUGUAGGGACGACCAGAUUAGAGUGGCAGCAGCCACGCGGUGUGAGGCGUUUGUAUAGCCUGUGCGGAGAGGAGAGAACAGGGAUAGACAGACACAUAGUUGACAGGCUACAGAAAAUGGCUACAAUAAUGCAAAGGAGAUCGGAAUGAAAUUAACUAAACAUCUGGGAAAGCGAGAGAGCGGGGCCUCCCUCACUUACGUUUCACUGAAACACCCAAGCACUACAUGAUUCCAUAUGUGUUAUUGCAUAGUUCUGAUGUCUUCACUAUUAUUCUACAACGUAAAAAAAAUCCCUUGAAUGAGUAGGUGUGUCCAAACUUUUGACUAGUACUGUAUAUUUAUAUUCUGGACUCUGACAUUGCUCUUUCUGAUAUGUCUUAAUUUCUUGUACUUUUUAAAAAAUCGUUUGGAUUAUGUGUGUAUUUUUAUUGUAAUGCUAGAUAUUACUGCACUGUUGGAGCUGGAAACAUAAGCAUUUCGCGGCACCUGCGAUAACAUCUGCAAAACUGUGUACGUGACCAAUAAACUUUGAGUGGUCUAAGGCUGUGCCACUAGAGAUCCUGGUUCGAGUCCAGUCUUGUAACAGCAGAUCUACAUUACCAAGCUCUUCAGGAGCCUAUGGAACAGCAGACCUACCAAGCUCUUCAGGAGGCUAGGGAACAGCAGACCUACCAAGCUCUUCAGGAGGCUAGGGAACAGCAGACCUACCAAGCUCUUCAGGAGGCUAGGGAACAGCAGACCUACCAAGCUCUUCAGGAGCCUAGGGAACAGCAGACCUACCAAGCUCUUCAGGAGCCUAGGGAACAGCAGACCUACCAAGCUCUUCAGGAGGCUAGGGAACAGCAGACCAUACCAAGCUCUUCAGGAGCUAGGGAACAGCAGACCUACCAAGCUCUUCAGGAGCCUAGGGAACAGCAGACCUACCAAGCUCUUCAGGAGCCUAGGGAACAGCAGACCUACCAAGCUCUUCAGGAGCCUAGGGAACAGCAGACCUACCAAGCUCUUCAGGAGCCUAGGGAACAGCAGACCUACCAAGCUCUUCAGGAGGCUAGGGAACAGCAGACCUACCAAGCUCUUCAGGAGGCUAGGGAACAGCAGACCUACCAAGCUCUUCAGGAGCCUAGGGAACAGCAGAUCUACCAAGCUCUUCAGGAGGCUAGGGAACAGCAGACCUACCAAGCUCUUCAGGAGGCUAGGGAACAGCAGACCUACCAAGCUCUUCAGGAGCCUAGGGAACAGCAGACCUACCAAGCUCUUCAGGAGCCUAGGGAACAGCAGACCUACCAAGCUCUUCAGGAGGCUAGGGAACAGCAGACCUACCAAGCUCUUCAGGAGGCUAGGGAACCCAGAUCUACAGUACCAACCUCUCUACUCUAGUUUAACAUUAUCAUAGCAUCUUACAUUCAUGUCUCUUUAACCUAGUUUAACAUUAUCAUAGUGUCUCACAUUCAUGUCUCUUUACCCUAGUUUAACAUUAUCAUAUUGUCUCUUUACCCUAGUUUAACAUUAUCAUAGUGUCUUACAUUCAUGUCUCUUUACCCUAGUUUAACAUUAUCAUAGUGUCUAUUUACCCUGGUUUAACAUUAUCAUAGUGUCUCUUUACCCUGGUUUGACAUUAUCAUAGUGUCUCUUUACCCUAGUUUAACAUUAUCAUAGUGUCUCUUUACUUUCACAUGUCUUUUUACUCUUUAUUCUGUCUCCACAGAUGAGGAAGGAUUCUCCUCCGACCCUGACCCCCACCACCACCCCCACCCCCACCCCCACUCCCACUCCCACUCCCACCAGGACACCGCAGUUCAGCCGUCGGUUCAGCAGCCCAGAGGGACCCCCCACCCACAGUGGAGUCUGGUCCCCAGCCCCCCAGACCACCAUCACCUCCUCCUCCUCUUCCAGGCCCCUCCACCAGGUGACGGCCACCUCCACAGCCACCUCCCCUUUCUCCCCACCCUGGGAGACGAGGUGCAAGUCCCCCGCGGUGGUCAACCAGACCACCAAACCCUUCUCCACAGCCUCUUUAUCCAGGCCUAAACCAUCCAUUGCCACCUCACCUGUAUCGCCUAGAUCUCCCUGGGGGUCCCGCUGUCAAUCCCCUAACAUCAACCAGACAACCAAGCCUUUCUCCACCACCAUCUCCAACUCUUCCUCCUCCAGACCCUCUCACCCAGGCACCAUCACCUCUCCUCUCUCCCCCUCACCCCUGUCCCCUCCCUGGGGUUCCAGAUGCCAGUCUCCCAUCGUCAGCCCCAGCCCAAACAACUCCAAGGCAAACCAUCGCCUGUUAGCCAAGAACAUCAUCAAUGCGGCCAAACGUAAAAACAGCCCGUCCCCAGGUGCUCUGAGCGGCCACAAUCUCCCAAUCUCCCCACUAGGUGGCAACACCACCCACCAGCAUCACCAGGGCUACGACCACCAGCACCACCACAGCAGCAGCAGCUCCAAACCCCCCUUCAGUCCCUACCAGUCCAGGGCCAUGGGGUGCCAGUCUCCCCACUUCGCCAGCCCUCCUCCCACCCCUACAGGGGUGAUCCGGUCCCCGGUAAGGCUCUACAACACCAGGUCCCUCACUGACUCGGAUGCUUCGGUGGAGUCGGAGGACUCUGGGCUGAGGUCUCCAGGACUGCAGCGUACCCACAACACCUGUCCCCGGGGCUGGGGCGGCAGCCUGAGGGUGAAGAGGGGCAGUGUUGGCACCGACCUA
This is a messenger RNA of Coregonus sp. 'balchen', 11792 nucleotides long. The record is from the annotation of a GenBank genome assembly. Lineage: Eukaryota; Metazoa; Chordata; Actinopteri; Salmoniformes; Salmonidae.